AAGCUCCGGUGUUGUGAUUAUAUGAUACAUGGGCUUGCCAUAGRUUAGACAGAGGAUCCAGCUGUGGACAGAGGUUAUCGUGUUUCUGCAGCUUCUUGUGCACGUGUUGACAGCAGGAGGAGUCAGUGAGGCAGGAGGAGGAGCAGAAUGAAGAGGGGCGGGGCUUCAUGUCGGAGAGGGGCGGAGCUUCAGGAUCAUUGUCCACCCGGUGUGUGAGUGAGUUUCUGAGCGUCUCCAAAGUUUCACCGGCGUCUCGCUUCUUCACCUCCUGCAACUUUUCUCUGUUUCCCUGAAAAACAAACAAGUAAACAAACAAACAAACAAACAAAGAAGGAAGGAAGCGGAGCUCCGCGGACUGAGGAGGCCGAGCCGCGGAGGAGGGACGAGGCUCCGAGCCCAGCUCCGUCUCCUCCGGAUGAAGAACCCACGAGACAAAGAGUGAGUUUCCUCCAUCCUGAAGCCCCGCAGGGACCCCCAGCAGCAGCAGGAGGAUGAAGCCCUGAGGCCGCGGGAACCGGCAUCAGGUGUUGUUUUUACCUGGAGUCAGACAAACAACACCUGUCUGUGCUGCGCGUGCAGCCAGGCCUGUGACGUCAUCCAGCCAGGAGGACAGGAUGGACAACUUCUUCACUGAGGGUGAUCGGGUUUGGUUACGGGAGGAGGAGCAGUAUCUGCCCAGCUCCGUGUCUUCCUGUUCUGGAGGUGUGGUGGUCUUUGCUACAGACUACGGCCAGGUGUACACCUACAAGCAGAAUGCCCUCACCAGGCAGAAGGUGCAGCCCAUGCACCACAGCAGCCUCAGSGGGGUGGAGGACAUGGCCACGCUGCAGGACCUCCACGAUGGAGCCAUAAUGCACAACCUGUUCCAGCGCUACCAGCAGAGACACAUCUACACGUACAUCGGCUCCAUCCUGGCGGCGGUGAACCCCUACCAGCCGCUGCCCGGCCUGUACGACCGGCCCGCCGUGGAGCUGUACAGCCGCCACCACCUGGGCGAGAUCAGCCCGCACAUCUUCGCAGUCGCCAACGAGUGCUACCGCUCGCUGUGGAAGACGCAGCAGAACCAGUGCGUCCUGAUCAGUGGAGAGAGUGGAGCCGGUAAAACGGAAAGCACCAAGCUGAUCCUGAGGUUCCUGUCAGCCAUGAGCCAGCACUCGCUGGAGGUCUCCUGCAGGGACAAGAGCUCGCAUGUGGAGGAGGCGCUGCUGGAGAGCAGUCCCAUCAUGGAGGCCUUCGGAAACGCCAAGACCGUCUACAACAACAACUCCAGCCGCUUCGGGAAGUUUGUCCAGCUGCAUUUCAGCCAGAAGGGAAACAUCCAGGGGGGCCGGAUUGUUGACUACCUCCUGGAAAAAAACCGGGUCGUACGGCAGAACCCAGGGGAGAGAAACUAUCACAUUUUUUAUGCCGUAUUAGCAGGAACCAACAACCAACAGAGGGAAGCGUUUGGGUUGACCCACCCUGAAAACUAUCACUACCUGAGACAGUCCCACUGUCACACGGACAAGACAAUCAACGACAAAGGCACUUUUCAGGAUGUUCUGAACGCCAUGCGAACCAUGCAGUUCUCCGAGGAGAACAUCGGUGAGGUUCUGCGCCUCCUGGCCGGGAUCCUUCACGCAGGGAACAUCGAGUUUAUGACGGCUGGGGGGGCGCAGGUUUCCUCCAAGUCAGCUCUCAGCUGGACCUCAGAGCUCUUAGGACUGAACUCGGAUCAGCUGGCAGAAGUCCUGACCCAACGGUCCAUGAUCCUGAGGGGGGAGGAGAUCUCCACGCCGCUGACCGUUGAGCAGGCGGUGGACUCCAGAGACUCCAUGGCCAUGGCCCUUUACUCUCAGUGUUUUAACUGGAUCAUCCACAAACUCAACACCCGCAUCCGAGGCAGAGAGGACUUCAAGUCCAUCAGCAUCCUGGACAUCUUUGGAUUUGAGAACUUCGAGGUCAACCGCUUCGAGCAGUUCAACAUCAACUAUGCAAACGAGAAGCUGCAGGAAUAUUUUAACAAACACAUUUUCUCCCUGGAGCAGCUUGAAUACAACAAAGAGGGUCUGCUGUGGGUCGACAUCGACUGGAUGGAUAACGGAGAGUGUCUGGAUCUGAUAGAAAAGAAACUGGGUCUCCUGGCGCUGAUGAACGAGGAGAGUCACUUCCCUAAAGCCACAGACGACACCUUACUGGAGAAACUUCACAACCAGCACUCGAAAAAUCCAUUUUAUGUGAAACCUCGCGUUGCCGUGCACUUCUUUGGAGUCCGACACUACGCAGGAGAGGUGGUGUACGACGUGAGGGGGAUGCUGGAGAAGAACAGAGACACUUUCAGAGACGACAUCCUCAACAUGCUGAGAGAGAGCAGGUUGGACUUUGUCUACGAUCUGUUUGAACACGUGUUGAGUCGAAACAAACAGGACACUCUGAAGAGCAGCUGCAAGCACCGACGGCCGACGGUCAGCUCCCAGUUCAAGAACUCUCUUCACUCUCUGAUGGCCACGCUCAGCACUUCGAACCCGUACUUUAUUCGAUGCAUCAAACCGAAUUCACACAAGAUGCCUGACCAGUUCGACCAGACGGUGGUUCUGAACCAGCUCAGAUACUCCGGCAUGCUGGAAACUGUCAAGAUAAGACGCACCGGCUUCCCGGUCCGGAGACCUUUCCAGGACUUCUGCUGCAGGUACAAGGUUCUGAUGAAGGGUCUGGUGGUCUCAGACGAGCCCAGAGGGUCCUGCAAGCAGCUGCUGCACCUCUACGACUGCAGCGGUGCAGACUGGCAGCUGGGCAAGACCAAGGUUUUCCUGCGGGAGUCUCUGGAGCAUCGUCUGGAGAAGCAGAGGGAGGUGGGGGUGCUUAAAGCAGCCAUGAUCAUCCAGGCCCACGUGAUGGGCUACAUGGCCAGGAAGCAGUACAGGAAGCUGCUGCAGUGCAUCGUGGUCAUUCAGAAGAACUACCGGGCUUUCUACUGGAGGAGGAAGUUCCUGCUCCUCCGCUGGGCCACGCUCACCUUCCAGAAGCGCCUCCGCGGCCAGCUGGCCCGCCGGGCCUUCAGCCAGCUCCUGGAGGAGAGGAGGAGGAGGGAGGAGGAAGAGGAGCGCUGCAGGAGGAUAGAGGAGGAGAUGGAGAGAGAAAGACAGAGGUUGGAGGCCGAGAGACUCGCUAGAGAGGCUGAGGAAGCAAGAAGACUGGAGGAGCUUCUCCGUGCAGAGGAGCUGUCCUCUCAGGUGUUGGCUCAGUCUCAGCUGGAAGCAUCAUCAUCACCUGAAACACUGCAGGAGCUGCCAGAAGUCUUCGAGGAGGAGGCCAUCCGACCGCACGAAGCCUCUCAGGUGGAGGAGAUCCUGCGUCUGGAGCGAGAGAUCCAGGCCCUGCAGAGGCAGAAGGAGCGUCAGGAGCUGUCCCUGACCGAGGCCUCCCUCCUCCGCCUGCAGCGCCUGCGGGACCAGGAGCUCCGGCGGCUGGAGGACGAGGCCUGCAAGGCGGCGCAGCAGUUCCUCCAGUCCCUCAACUUUGACGAGAUCGACGAGUGCGUCAGGAACAUCGAGAGCUCGUUGGGCGUCGGGGACGAAGGUGAGAAGGACGGCAGACGGAGGAGGGGGAACGACGAAGAGGAGGUCGACGAAGGGUUCGGGGCAGACGACGAGGCGUUCAAAGACUCGCCGAACCCGAGCGAGCACGGCCACUCGGACGGGCAGCGGACCAGCGGGAUCCGAACGAGCGACGACUCGUCUGAAGAAGAUCCGUACGCCAACGACAGCGUGAUCCCGGCCCUGCCGCCCCCCAGCCUGCUGCACCAGCCCCUCCCUCUGCCUCCCACGCUCCUGGGCUGUCACAGCGUCUCGUCCAGCGGAGACUCCUCCUACUGUCACCCGCAGGCUUCGUCGGAGGCGCAGUCCGACGACCUGGUGGAGCUGAUCCCACCCGACGAGGACUCGGACUACGAUCAGGACGACUACGAUGAGGGCGCUCUGGUGUCCAGCGGCAGCGUGGCCUUCACCAACUCUCUGAGCGGUCAGUGGUCUCCGGAUUACCGCGGCUCUGUGGGCACCUACAACAGCUCCGGGGCUUACCGCUUCAGCUCUGAGGGGGCUCAGUCAUCGUUUGAGGACAGUGAAGACGACUUCGACAGGUUUGACACGGACGACGAGCUGUCGUACCGCCGGGACUCGGUCUACAGCUGCGUCACCCUCCCGUACUUCCACAGCUUCCUCUUCAUCAAAGGUGGCCUGAUGAACACGUGGAAGCGGCGCUGGUGCGUGCUGAAGGACGAGACCUUCCUGUGGUUCCGGGCCAAGCAGGAGGCGCUGAAACAGGGCUGGCUGCACAAGAAGGGAGGCGGCUCGUCCACGCUGUCCCGUCGCAACUGGAAGCGCCGCUGGUUUGUGCUGCGGCAGAGCAAGCUGAUGUACUUCGAGAACGACAGCGAGGAGAAGAUGAAGGGGGUGCUGGACAUGCACAACGCCAAAGAAAUCAUCGAUAACACGGGGAAGGAGAACGGGAUCGACAUCGUGAUGCCAGAGAGAACUUAUCAUCUGAUCGCAGAGUCUGCCGAGGACGCCAGUCAYUGGUUCAGCGUGCUGAGUCAUGUCCAAGGCUCCACGGAACAGGAGAUCAGUGAGAUGCACGACGAGCAGGCCAACCCUCAGAAUGCUGUGGGCACACUGGACGUGGGGAUGAUCGAUUCGGUUUGUGCGUCAGACAAUCCAGAAAGACCAAACUCUUUCGUCAUAAUCACGGCAAACCGUGUGCUGCAUUGCAAUGCCGACACGCCCGAGGAGAUGCACCACUGGAUCACCCUGCUGCAGCGCUCCAAAGGAGAUGCUCGAGUUGACGGCCAGGAGUUCAUCAUCCGAGGUUGGCUGCAUAAAGAGAUGAAAAACAGCACCAAAGCGUCGCUGAAGGUGAAAAAGCGCUGGUUUCUGCUCACCCACAACUCCCUGGACUACUACAAGAGCUCGGAGCGUAACGCCUUAAAGCUGGGGACGCUGGUGCUGAACAGACUCUGCUCGGUGGUGCAGCCGGACGAAAAGGUCUUCAAAGAGACGGGAUACUGGAACGUGAUCGUGUACGGCCGUAAACACUCGUACCGGCUCUACUGCAAGCUGCUGAACGAAGCCACGCGUUGGGCCAACUCCAUCCAGAACGUCAUCGACUCCAAAGCUCCCCUCGACACGCCCACCCAGCAGCUCAUCCAGGACAUCAGGGAAAACUGCCUGAACGGUGAGGUGGUGGAGCAGAUCUACAAGAGAAACCCCAUCCUGCGCUACAGCCACCACCCGCUGCAUUCACCGCUGCUGCCYCUGCCCUACGGAGACAUCCACCUCAGUGCUUCAAAGACCAGGAGCUACACCACUCUGCAGGAUGAAGCCCUCAAGGUCUUCAGCUCCCUGCAGCACCUGGACGGAGUGGCUGACCCGGUUCCCAUCAUCCAGGGCAUCCUGCAGACGGGUCAGGAGCUCAAAGCGCUGCGCGACGAGCUCUACUGCCAGCUGAUCAAACAAACCACACGGCCGCCUCAGCCCGGCGCUCCUGGGAACCUCUGCAACUGGAAGAUCCUGGCCUGCAUGUCCUGCACCUUCYUCCCCUCGAGGGGCAUACUCCGAUACCUCAAGUUCCACCUGAAGAGGACUCGGGAACUCUUUCCCGGCUCUGAGAUGGAUCGUUACGCCGCRUUCGCRCUCGACUCUUUGAAGAAGACCCGGGCCAGGGAGAACGUGCCGUCGCAGGAGGAAAUCCGCUCCAUCGUGGCCCGACAGGAGAUGAGCACCACGGUUCACUGCCACGGAGGAGGCUCCUGCAAAAUCACCAUCAACUCCCACACCACUGCAGGAGAGGUGGUGGAGAAGCUGAUCCGCGGUCUGGCCAUGGAGGACAGCAGAAACAUGUUCGCUCUGUUCGAACACAACCACAGCACAGAAAAAGCCAUCGAAAGUCGCACGGUGGUGGCCGAUGUGCUCGCCAAGUUCGAAAGACUGUCGGCGAGUCCAGACGAAACCAACACUGCCUGGAAGUUAUACUUCAAACUCUACUGCUUCCUGGACACGGACAGUGUUCCUAAAGACAGCGUGGAGUUCGCCUUCAUGUUCGAACAGGCUCACGAGGCGGUGAUUCGAGGUCACUAUCCUGCCCCCGAGGAGACGCUUCAGUUUCUGGCCGCCCUGAGGCUUCAGUACCUCCUGAGUGACCAGAACUCCCAGACCAGCAUCCCGGAGAUGUCCCAGGUGUUCCCCAUGGCUCGGCUCCGGGCCCGAGUGCAGAACUCGGCCAAGACCUUCACCCCGUGCGGCGGCUCGGCGGCCGACCGCUCGGGAACGUUCGAGAGGAAACGCUCGAGCUUCCUGGAGGGAACGCUGAGGCGCAGCUUCAGGAGCGGCUCGCUGAGUCGGCAGAAACUGGAGGAGGAGAACAGCCUGGAGGUGUGGAUGAGGGAGGAGGCGGCGGCYGUGAGGACCAGCGUGAUGGAGAAGUGGAGGAAGUUCCAGGGGAUGAACCAGGAGCAGGCCAUGGUGAAAUACAUGGCUCUGGUGAAGGAGUGGCAGGGAUACGGAUCCACACUCUUUAAUGUGGAGAGUCGGGACGGAGCGUUCCCCUCAGAGCUGUGGUUGGGAGUGAGCAGGGAGUCCAUCUCAGUGUACAAACGAGGGGAGCCGUGGCCUCUGGAGGUUUUCCCCUACGAGCAGAUCCUCUCCUUUGGAGCUCCAACACCCAACGCCUACAAGAUCACCGUGGAAGGCCGAGAACUGCUCUUCGAAACACACAUGGUCAUGGACAUCGCCAAGCUCAUGAAGGCGUACAUCAGCAUGAUCGUGAAGAAGCGCUACAGCAACUGUCAGUCUGUUAGCAGCCACGGGAGCCAGUGCAGCGCCUGGUGAGCCCCGCCCCUUAACCUUCAGCCUCGAGCCRGACUGCAGCUGGAUCCUCAGCGCUCUGGGAGAAUAAACUAAAAAAAUAAAGUCGCAGUGGCUGAGAGCGUCGGUUAGUCACUGUGCUCCUGAUCUUCAUUCCAAACCUUCACUCCGCUCUCCUCUAAGUGRCCUGCCGUGGUCAGAGACACACUGUCAGCACGUCCAGCUGCACUCCAGUCCAACACAGAAGUUCCUGAACACUAACGUUUUAUUUAAAAACAAAAUAGAUGCAACACUUUAUUUAUAAGUAGCAGUUUGAGCUUGUCGUCGUGAGAAGUUUUGAUAAAAACUGUUUAUGUGCUGAGUCAUGUUACGGACCACUGUGAAAGAGCUGGAGAUGAGCAGAGAAGGUGGAAACGUGACACGGCUGCACUGAGACCAAAGAAAAAUGGACCACUUAGAAUGAUGCUUUUUGAAGCUGAGUGUGGUCCCAACCUGUUCUGUUUAAAGCAACUAAUCAGACAUGAGUUAAAACUCCAACGUUAAAUAUGAUCAAGUUAAAGGCGCCUCUAAUCAGGAAACAAAGGAUAAAAUAAUUGUUUUUGUGUGUUUCUCUUACCAAAGAGUUGCUGUGAGCUGAAGGUUUUCCUCCCUGAUGCUCAGUUUCAGGCAGAACAGUGAAUGUUUAAUGAUUUGUGAGGAAAAGUUUAUAAAGAGCUUGAAUGUAAAAAAGCAUAAAGGACUGAAAAUUUAAAAAAUAAGGCUGGAAGCAGUUUGGCUCUGCUGGGAGAGAUUCAUUUUCUGUAAAUACGCAGCUUUUCUACUCAAGUGGUUUCCUGAUAUGAAGUGUUUAAAGUAAAACAGGAUGACCUGUUUGAUCCACUCUCAGCAGGACCUAAAAGCYCUCCAACAUUUCUUUACCUGCUGAUGUUUUACACUCUGAGUCCAUUUUAUUAGAUUCACCCUGCUGGAAUCACCUCUUAUCCCUUUAAUAGAUUCAACCAGGUGGUUUUAGUUCACGCUGACAGGUUAGCUCUGCUGUUCCUCCACAUUCCAAACACACUGAGUGGACUGAGGUUUGGAUUUAAUGAAGUGGUCGAUGAGUAAAGUCCAGCUGUGCAAGUCGUUCCCAGCAGCUGAAUCUAAACUGUUCAGAACAUUCAAACUGAACGGAUCCGUCUGGAACGUGUUCAGCGGUGAAUGAUUUGCUCAGCCAGGACUGUCGGCGGUGUAACGUCCCCACAGCGUUCACUGGAGCUCCGCUGGCGGCAGGUCCUUCCAAAGAUGUGUGCAGGUUAAGCCCCGCCCCCCGCAGUGCCUUCCUGUGUAUAUUCUGUACACUUGUUUUCUUUUACCUGUGCGGAUCUUUUUGACGUCAUGUGCAAUGUUCUAUAAAUGUAUUAUCUAAUCAUGAGGCUGUACAUUUCAUACUGCAAGUCUUCACCUUUUGGAUAAUCAGAAUAUAUUUCUUGUAUCGUUUUUGUAUCUUUUUAAAUUUUGCAUUACGUGUUGUGUUGAUUUGAUAAAUCUGAUAAUAAAAGGUUAAAAAUUUGA
Molecule: messenger RNA, 8387 nt
Organism: Austrofundulus limnaeus
Lineage: Eukaryota; Metazoa; Chordata; Actinopteri; Cyprinodontiformes; Rivulidae
Gene: myo10
Product: myosin X
Exons: 41
Coding region: 615-6860 (2081 amino acids)
Biological process (GO): regulation of filopodium assembly; signal transduction; regulation of cell shape
Cellular component (GO): cytoskeleton; filopodium; myosin complex
Molecular function (GO): phosphatidylinositol-3,4,5-trisphosphate binding; plus-end directed microfilament motor activity; ATP binding
Source: RefSeq, a predicted model, not a curated record